AUGUGUUCUCUUGAUAAUGAAAAUCAUUUGAUUAUAGGUGUAGCAGGAUGUGUAGCCAAGACAGUGGUGGCUCCAUUAGAUAGAAUUAAAAUAUUAUUACAAGCUCAUAAUCAACACUAUAAACAUUUAGGUAUUGGAAGAACGUUUAUUGAAAUCUAUAGAAAGGAAGGAUUUCUAGGUUUUUAUAAAGGAAAUGGUGUUCAAAUGAUCAGGAUAUUCCCUUACUCUGGUAUACAAUUCUUUAUCAAUGAAAGAUGUAAAAUAAUAUUUAACAGACACACAAGAUCACAUCCUCAUAUAAACAGAAUAGCAGCUGGAUCUGUAGCAGGUUUAACUGCUGUAUUGUUCACUUAUCCAUUAGAUAUAGCUCGAUCUCGAUUAGCGUUUCAAGUUACAGGGGAACAUAGAUAUUUGGGAUUAAGACAUCUGUUGAAAUGUAUGAUAUACUCUGAAGGUGGUAUGAAAGCUUUAUAUAGAGGUAUUGUACCUACUAUGAUUGGAAUGGUACCUUAUUCAGGUCUUUCAUUUUUCUGUUUUGGAACAUUAAAAGAAAUUUGUUUAAAGUACUUUCCUGACCAGUGUGGUACACCAUGUGAUAAAAACAAAGGGCAGAUAAAUCUAAAUAUACCUACUAAAUUAGUGUGCGGAGGGAUAUCAGGGGCUGUGUCUCAAACAAUCACAUAUCCAUUAGAUAUUGUUAGAAGAAGAUUACAAGUUUCUGUUUUAUUACCUGAUUCACAUAAAUAUGAACAACAAGGCUGGGUUGAAACACUGCGUUUAAUAAAACAAGAAAAUGGUAUAGUUAAUGGUUUGUAUAGGGGUCUUAGUAUAAAUUAUAUACGUGUUAUACCAAUGGCCGCCGUGUCUUUCAGUACUUUUGAGACUCUGUCCGAAAUCCUGAUCAAUUAUACAGAGAAGAAGCACCAAAUAAGGUGA
Molecule: messenger RNA, 936 nt
Organism: Lottia gigantea (owl limpet)
Lineage: Eukaryota; Metazoa; Mollusca; Gastropoda; Lottiidae
Exons: 7
Coding region: 1-936 (311 amino acids)
Biological process (GO): transmembrane transport
Cellular component (GO): mitochondrial inner membrane
Source: RefSeq, a predicted model, not a curated record